Messenger RNA from Penicillium soppii, 3582 nucleotides. It is a transcript of the gene ctpA, whose product is annotated as Cu(2+)-transporting P-type ATPase CCC2. Gene Ontology annotation, cellular component: membrane. Lineage: Eukaryota; Fungi; Ascomycota; Eurotiomycetes; Eurotiales; Aspergillaceae. The record is from RefSeq and is a predicted model, not a curated record. The transcript has a single exon. The coding region runs from base 1 to 3582 and encodes 1193 amino acids. Gene Ontology annotation, molecular function: P-type divalent copper transporter activity; ATP hydrolysis activity; ATP binding. Gene Ontology annotation, biological process: copper ion homeostasis; monoatomic cation transport.
AUGUCACUCAGCCCACCUGUCAACGGGACCGGUCGACCCGUAAUGGCUACUACAGUCAUCAAAAUUGACGGUAUGACUUGCGGUGCAUGCACCUCUGCGGUCGAAGGCGCAUUUAAAGGGGUAGCUGGUGCGCAAGAUGUCUCCGUUAGUCUUAUUAUGGGCAGGGCUGUCGUACAACAUGACCCUUCUGUGUUACCGCCGGCGAAAAUUGCGGAGAUGAUUGAAGACUGCGGAUUCGAUGCAGCUGUACUGUCAACCGAGGAACAGGCAACUCCCGAUAACACGCCCGAUUCCAAGGCCAAGCAACUUUCGGUUACCAACUUAGCGGUUGAAGGUAUGACAUGCGGCGCAUGUACAUCUGCAGUGGAAAGUGGAUUGAAAAAUACCAACGGUGUGUACUCGGUGGAUGUAUCACUACUUUCUGAGCGUGCAGCUGUGGAGCAUGAUGCCGACAUCAUCACGCCGGAGCAGAUCACAGAGCUCAUUGAGGACCGAGGGUUUGGUGCACGGGUGUUGGACACAUCCCUUUCUGGACCCCAGGCACCAUCAACACCGGUCGGCUCGGAAGAAAAGUCCGGGCUUCUGGUCACCACUAUAGCUAUUGGGGGCAUGACCUGCGGCGCUUGCACAUCUAGCGUCCAGGGGGCCCUAAGUACUGUGGAUGGAGUGAUCCAAUUCAACAUCAGCCUCUUGGCUGAGCGGGCGGUAGUUGUUCACGACUCAACAAUACUGCCUGCCCACAAAAUUUCUGAUCUCAUCGAAGACGCCGGGUUUGAUGCGUCGAUCGUAUCAUCUGAGGCGCAGGCGCCUUUAUCAAAGAAGACGCAGCAGAUAAAUCUGAGUCUGCAUGGACUGCGAGACGGUGUAUCUGCAACUGCAUUGGAAGACAAGCUUUUACAGCAUGCCGGCAUCCAUUCGGCGUCGAUUAAAUUGGCUAACUCACGAAUACUAAUUGCCUUUGAUCCUUCCGUCAUCGGCAUUCGGUCCGUGGUAGAAGUGAUUGAGUCCGCUGGUUACAACGCCUUGAUGGUUGAUUCGGACGACACCAACGCACAGCUGCAGUCAUUGUCGAAAACGAAGGAAAUCCAAGAUUGGAGAAGGUCAUUCAUCACCGCUGCCUCCUUUGCAGUUCCUGUCUUCCUCAUCAGCAUGAUUCUCCCAAUGUAUUUGCCUAGUCUUGACUUUGGAAAGUUCGAAUUGAUCCCCGGUCUCUACCUGGGAGACUUGGUCUGUCUCUUUUUGACUAUUCCGGUACAAUUCGGUAUUGGCAGACGAUUUUAUAUCACCAGCUAUAAGUCCUUGAGGCACCGUUCUCCAACCAUGGAUGUUCUUGUGAUGCUUGGAACCUCGGCUGCCUUCUUCUACAGUUGCUUCACUAUGUUGAUGGCGCUUUGCAGUAUGGACCACAAGCGUCCUAGCACUGUGUUUGAUACUAGUACUAUGCUCAUCACGUUUAUCACUCUUGGAAGGUGGUUAGAAAAUCGAGCCAAGGGUCAGACAUCCGCUGCCCUGUCUCGCCUCAUGUCUCUGACUCCAUCUAUGACUACGAUUUACGAAGAUCCUAUUGCGGCAGAAAAGCUAGCCGAGCACUGGGCCUCGAAGCCUACACCUGGCGCACCUAAGCAACCCACUUUGGUGCAAGACAUGACCGUGACCCAUAAAUGCAUUCCCACGGAGCUCAUUCAAGUCGGCGACAUCGUGAUUCUUCACCCUGGAGAUAAAGUGUCUGCCGAUGGUGUGGUGAUCAGAGGCGAAAGCUAUGUUGACGAGAGUAUGAUCAGUGGAGAGGCACUGCCAAUCCACAAAAGGAAAGGCAGCCAGGUCAUCGCUGGUACCGUGAACGGCACAAACUCGAUUGACUUCAAGGUCAUCCGUGCCGGCAAGGAUACCCAAUUGAGUCAGAUCGUGAAACUUGUUCAGGAUGCACAGACUAGCCGUGCUCCCAUCCAGCGCAUGGCUGAUAUAGUCGCCGGUUACUUCGUGCCUGCCAUCAUUAGUCUUGGAUUGAUCACCUUCUUUGGAUGGAUGUUCCUCAGUCACAUACUGCCACAUCCACCAAUGAUCUUCGAAGUUGCAGGCAGCGGCGGCCGAGUCAUGGUCUGCCUAAAAUUGUGUAUCUCUGUCAUCGUCUUCGCUUGUCCCUGUGCCUUAGGUCUCAGUACACCAACCGCAGUCAUGGUUGGCACUGGGGUUGGCGCAGAGAAUGGCAUUCUCGUCAAAGGUGGCGCCGUCCUGGAAGCCGCCACCAAGAUUACUCAUGUUGUCUUCGACAAGACUGGCACCUUGACUUCAGGUAAGAUGAGCGUCGCCCACACUCGGAUCGAGCCUCAGUGGACCAUGAACGACUGGCGCCGCCAGCUUUGGUGGCUCGUUGUUGGUCUCGCCGAGACGGGCAGUGAACAUCCAAUUGGAAAAGCGAUCCUGUCCGCGGCCAUGACAGAAUCCGGCCACCCAGGAGAGGACGGACUUCCAGGUGUCAUGGGUGACUUUGAUAACUGUGUUGGCAAGGGUGUUUAUGCCGUCGUCGAACCCACCUCUGGCGGCGAGCGCAUCCGGCACCAGGUCCUCCUGGGUAACGCCGAUUUCCUCCGAUCGAAAGACGUGCCUGUGCCUGCAGACGCAGACCCAGACUCUGUUGCGUCAGGAUCUGCAGUGGCUGAAACCCCGGAUACCAAUGUGCCCAAGCCUGGCAGCACAGGAUCUGGUAUUACGCGUAUCCACGUCGCCAUCGACAACCGUUAUGCCGGAACCAUCUCCCUCCGCGACACAGUGAAAGACACAGCAAGAGCCGCAGUAGCAGCCCUGCACCGCAUGGGUAUCUCAACAUCAAUGGUAACAGGCGACACGCUUUCAACGGCGAUAUCAAUCGCCACGGCCGUAGGAAUUUCAACAGACUCGAUCCACGCCUCCGUCUCACCAUCUAAGAAACGUGAAAUUGUCUCCACCCUCCAAGCAGAAGGCGAACUUGUCGCCAUGGUCGGCGACGGCAUCAACGAUUCCCCCGCGCUGGCAACAGCCUCCGUUGGAAUCGCCCUCGCCUCCGGCACAGACGUUGCAGUUGAAGCAGCUGAUAUCGUUCUGAUGCGCCCCGACGACCUCCUCUCUGUACCGGCCAGUCUAUCUCUCUCGCGCUCUGUGUUCAACCGUAUCAAAAUGAAUCUGAUCUGGGCUUGUCUGUACAACGUCAUUGGCCUGCCAUUCGCCAUGGGCCUCUUCCUUCCAUUCACUGGUUUCAUGCUACCGCCCAUGGCCGCCGGUGCUGCCAUGGCCCUUUCCAGUGUCUCUGUCGUCGUUAGCAGUCUGCUUCUGAAGCUGUGGCGCCGCCCAUCUUGGAUGCAGACUGAGCGCCUGGAGAAGGAGCUGCGCUCCGGUGCGAUCUCUUCGGCUAAUGCCCGGCGUACCCAUGCUCGUAUGGCUAGUUGGUGGGCCCCUGCUACUAUUCUGUCAGAUGAUCCACGGUCUUUGCGUAGCCGUGUCAGUGGUCUGUUCUCUUCGCUUUGGUCCCUGAGUACUGGCAAAACGCGCGCUGUCAGGGAAGAUGAAGGUUACGUCCCUCUGCAGACGGUUGAGCCACCUGUUUAA